UUUGGGACCUUCUGCCUCUUCUAACUUACUUUUCCCCCCUAAAAUGGUACAAUCUAUCCAGUUUGGCUAUUGUAUUACAAUCUGGAUUUUUGAAAAAAAAUUGAUUCUGAAUAGUGAUAGAACAACUACAUGAGCAGUAUUAGGUUGCAUUUUUUUUAAAAAAACUUGUUGCUAAUGAGAGUUGUUCAGCAUAAACUGAAUGGAAAUACAGAUUUUGUCCCCACUGAGGUGCUUAAAUCGGUUCCUGGGAUGUACCACUUUGGAUAGCAGGUAGAAACUCUCCUGGUUGAACAGUCCUCUGUACAAAUAAAUAAACCAACCCUAAUCCACAGAAGAGGAUUCAUGUGCUGGUAGACUGUUGAUAAGAAUGACUGAAACCUGUGGACUUGCAUGGUUGAAAAGUCUUCUGUAUCUUUAUCAUAGUUCAACUUGGAUGCCGGUUUAUCUUGACUGCAACUAGAGUUUGCGAAUGCUUAUUCCAGCAGUGGACAGAGGCUGCUGUGGCCAUCAAAUAAUGCAACGUUUACUGGCUGGUGGAAGAAGUCACCAUUUUGGUUUUGGCCUACAGAAUGAGGAGAAGCGGAAUCUCUCUCUGGGGGGCCAUGUUGGAUUUGACAGUCUUCCUGAUCAACUUGUCAGCAAAUCUGUGGCACAAGGCUUCAGCUUCAACAUCCUCUGCGUGGGUGAAACUGGCAUUGGCAAAUCCACACUGAUGAACACUCUCUUUAAUACAACGUUUGAAACAGAAGAAGCCAGUCACUAUGAGCAUGCUGUCCGCUUAAGGCCACGGACUUACGACCUUCAGGAAAGCAACGUCCACUUGAAACUGACAAUUGUGGAUGCUGUGGGGUUUGGGGAUCAGAUAAAUAAAGAUGAAAGGCCGAUAGUAGAAUACAUUGACACGCAGUUUGAAAACUACUUGCAAGAAGAGCUGAAAAUCCGGCGCUCUCUUUUUAAUUAUCACGAUACAAGAAUCCAUGUCUGCCUUUACUUUAUCACACCAACUGGCCACUCACUGAAGUCCUUGGAUCUGGUAACCAUGAAGAAGCUGGAUAGUAAGGUGAACAUUAUCCCUAUAAUUGCCAAAGCGGACACCAUCUCCAAAAGUGAAUUGCACAAGUUUAAGAUUAAGAUAAUGAGCGAACUGGUCAGCAAUGGAGUCCAGAUCUAUCAGUUCCCCACAGACGAUGAUGCUGUAGCUGAGAUUAACUCUGUAAUGAAUGCUCAUCUGCCCUUUGCUGUGGUGGGAAGUACAGAAGAGGUAAAGGUUGGAAAUAAGAUGGUGCGAGCUCGGCAGUAUCCAUGGGGCGUGGUGCAAGUUGAAAAUGAAAGCCACUGUGACUUUGUGAAACUGCGAGAAAUGCUGAUCCGUGUCAACAUGGAGGAUCUUCGGGAGCAAACUCAUGCUCGCCAUUAUGAGCUCUACAGACGGUGUAAGCUAGAAGAAAUGGGGUUCAAAGAUACUGAUCCAGACAGCCAGCCAUUCAGCCUUCAAGAAACAUAUGAGACCAAAAGAAAAGAGUUCCUCUGUGAAUUGCAGAAGAAAGAGGAAGAAAUGAGGCAAAUGUUUGUCAACAAGGUCAAGGAGACAGAGUCAGAACUGAAAGAAAAGGAGAGAGAUCUACAUGAGAAGUUUGAACAUCUCAAGAGGAUACACCAGGAAGAGAAGAGGAAGGUAGAGGAGAAGAAAAGAGAUCUAGAAGAAGAGAUGAACGCCUUCAACAGGCGGAAGAUGGCAGUUGAAACCCUGCAGUGCCAGUCUCUGCAAGCCACUUCACAACAGCCCCUGAAGAAAGAGAAAGACAAGAAAAAUUAAUCUCACACACAGACUUAUACACCGGAAAUGGACUCUAUACAUUCAUACGUUUUAGUUGCUUGCUUUUCCACCUUGUGAAUCCUUCUGUCAUACCAUUUAUGCAAGUGAAACUUCAUGAAAGACAGAUUGAUCAUCUUCUGCCUUUUUCAGUGAAUGGAUUGGGACCAUCUUGGAUGGUUUAGAAAACAGAAAUACUUGUCUUCUAGAUUCCCUGUGGAAAUGGUUUGCAUGUUUAGUUCUGAAAUGUCAGGAGUUUAAUUUUUUUCCAUCCCAUUAAAUCACCAUUUAUUUAUAAACUGGCCCUAAGCAUACCUAAUACAUUUUUAAAAAAUGAAAUCUAGAGUAAUGAGUUCAUUCUAAAAGUUGCUGUCAUCAAGUUUUUGUUUGUUUUAUUUUUUGACAUUUAUUUUGAUAUAAAGAACACCAAUGUUUUCAUUUUGGUCAACACAUAUAAAUUGAAUGUGUUGGAGUGACACUUUAAAUUUCUUAUUUGAAGGAAACAUUGUUAACUUCAUAACGUGCACACUUACUGACUAGUGUGUUAUUUAAGCAAAACCCUUAAGCAUCUUGUAUGUUGUGUAUAGUAUAUGGUAGUAAUAUAAAAGUAAUAUGUCACACUUUAGCUUUUCUGUUGCUUAUGUGCAUCCUUACUAAACAGGGAUUUAAAGAGAGCUCAUGUUCACUGUAUGCUAUGGGAGAGACAAGUAAUCUCUUUUCUUUUACUUGUUUAUGCUCCUGUCCAAGUAAGUGUUGCAUCCUCAAAUCUAUUUUUGUAAUAACACUUUCCUAGUAAAAGGUAGGGAAAAAGCAGUUAAAAAAAAUAGCAUCUCCACUCUUUCAAGGAUGGCUCUUCUGCCUGUUAAACAAUUGCCAUUUUUAAACCUGUUGAUUUUGACAAUUUUAUGAAGGCUGAAAAGGUGCAUAGGAUUUGAGUAUUUCACUAGCUAAAGACAGCAGAGGUGAGAGGCUCGAUGGCAGUGACAUUGAGAGCAAGCAUUCCAUAUACUUAAAAAUUGGGCAGAGCUGUUAGCUAAAGUAAUCCCUAGGGCACGUAGACAUGAAUACUUUUUACGAUCAUUCCUUUGUACUGAUUUACCUUCUUCAUUGAGCACCUAGAUACACACAUGGUUGUGAAUUGCCUGACCAAAUUCAAAAGUCUCUCUAGAUUCUUGGCUAAAUGAAAAGGUAAAGGCAAAUUGACUUAACCUGCUUUCCCGGAUACAUCAUGAUUUUUUGCCACUUGUUUGGGAAAAAGAUGCAUUUCAAAUGUGGGCCUGUGAAAUGUCUGAAAUAUAAUUUAGUAGUUUCCCAGUUCACUAAGCAGAUAAUCUGGGAAUCUGGAAGGAUUGUACUCAAUGGAUUUGGUUCUGUGUUGGCCGUGGGGAAAUCAUUGGCAUGAAUAAAUUAAUUAUAUUUAUGAGGAUGCAGGACAGCAGCUCAAAGUUUGAACAGGUUUGAUAUGAGCUUGCAGUAAAGUUUUGAAGAACACAGUCCAUGCUUUGUGCAAGUAAUGGUAGGAAAAACCAAAUGCACUGCUAGCUGUUUGAAACAUGAAGGGAUCCUUGAGUGUUUCCUACCAUUUUUUUCCUCCUUUAGCACAUAAAGUGAAAUCGGCUCGCACCUUCAGGAAGGCAGCCAUGGCCCCUAGAAGUCAUGCUUGGGUGUGUGUUUGUGUUUUUAACCUUUCUGUGUGUGUGUGUGUGUGUGUGUGUGUGUGUGGUGAUACUAGCAACUCUUCACAGAUCUUUUUGCUCUGGAAGCAUUUUAGCCUUCCAGUUAAAAUCCCUUUAGGGCUCAUGUACUGCCUCUAUUUAAAAAAAAAAAACAAUCAUGAAAGGCAUUUUACUUGUCUUUCCAAAAGUAGCAUUUAGUUGUAUCGCAGGCCUGAGGUUCUUUGUCUUAUUCAUCCUUUAGAAGUUCUCAGAUAUUGAAAUGCUGUCUUGUAUUGCUUUUUCAUGUAAGGCCAAUGUUAGAAUAUAUUGAAAGUCAUGUUACAGUAUUACUUGAUAUUUUUAAGAGAAAAAAACCUCAUGAAAAAAUAUACAGGUACUUUUUAACAGCAAACCACCUAAUGGUGGUAUAGAAGAUAGUUACACUUUGUUAGGAAUUUAUUAUACUCUUUCUUUCCUUUUUUAAAAGGCUGUGCCUCUAUUAAGCUAAAUAUAUUUUCUAAAAGGUAACUUUCAAAAUAUUAGGGAUGGGGAAUGGCUGUGUACAGGAUCAAAUACAAUGUAUUGUCAUGUAUAUGAUGCCACAUGACUGAUUAAAAGUUGCAAAGCAAACCUUGUUUUCCUUUGUGAAACAAAGAUAAUGUAUAAGCCUAAAGAAUUAAUGCAAAGGAGGCUGCAGAGCAGUAGAAUAAAGUUUUAUCCGAUAUGCAAACUAAGUGCAGCUUGACAGUUUUUCUAGCAGUUGCUAAUGCCAACAAGAUCUUCUAUGCAAAUAUCUUUUUUCUGACAUUCUGGAGCUCAGUUUUUUCCUGCCCAUUUUUGAAAGUUUAUGAAAAUGUGGUGGUAAUAAUUAAAAUAUAAAACAUGUAGAAAACAUGGCCAUAAUGGCAGUAUAUUUCUGAUGAAGACAUUCAGAAUGUAUGUAACAAUAUAUUAAUUAUUUUAUAUAUGUGAGCAUGUGUGUGUGUGUGUGUGUGUGUGUGUGUGUGUGUUUGUGUGUGUGUAUAUACUUCAAGUUGUGCUGAUUUUCAUUUUUAGUGAAAUCCUGGCUUCAUCUUUGCCUCAGUCUCUGGCCAUCUAUUUGUAACAGACUUCCCCCAAAAGAAGUCAUUCUGUUCUUUUUCAUUGGGGUCCUAUUUGGUACUACUUGAUUUGACAUUUUUGUAUGAGACCAAAUGGCAUAUUGUAUUUCUAUACAUUAUUUCUUAUUUAAGAAGUUACAGAUGGUUUAAUGUGAUACUAAUCUUAAAUUAAAUCUUAAAACUAAGUCCAAGAUUCACCUCUCAUGUAUGAGGUAAGAAAAGCAGGAAAGCAUCAGUCAGUUAAAAUUUUCUUGUUUAAUAUAGUUUGACUAAUGGAAAGAUGUAUCUUUCCAUGAACCUUAACUACCUUUUUCUGUUCUCAGAACUUGAGUGUUUUAGCUGGAUAUUCAUUUUGUAGUUUGUGUAUUGUGAUAAAAGCAAAAUGGCAGCUUCUACUCAGAAGGUCCUAUUGAAUGAUACCUGCAAGAUGCCAACAGGAAAACCUAUAGAACUAAUUUCAAGAAAUGUUAACAUGUCACUGUCAUUUUUGUUUUACUAGUUUUUUUAAACAAAGCUUUCACUUUUUUCCAAUUUCCUUUGUACUUCUUUCUUUUUAUUAAAUGUUACAUUUUACUUUGA
Molecule: messenger RNA, 5147 nt
Organism: Varanus komodoensis (Komodo dragon)
Lineage: Eukaryota; Metazoa; Chordata; Lepidosauria; Squamata; Varanidae
Gene: SEPTIN8
Product: septin 8
Exons: 10
Coding region: 470-1816 (448 amino acids)
Biological process (GO): cytoskeleton-dependent cytokinesis
Cellular component (GO): microtubule cytoskeleton; septin complex; cell division site
Molecular function (GO): GTPase activity; molecular adaptor activity; GTP binding
Source: RefSeq, a predicted model, not a curated record